AUGAGUCAAAGUGAUGACGUAGAAAAUGAUAUAAAUUGUCCUGAAUGUGGUUGCAUAAGGCCCUCCGGAUGGUGCAAUCCUUGUGAAUUCCGCUGGAUGUGCUCAACAUUCUCGAGAAGUGGAAAUAAAUAUAUCGACCUAUUAAUUUCGCAAACACAAAAGAAUGCAACACGUACUUGCGAAUAUUUAGAAUUUAUAGAAUUUAGCAAUAUCGAAGGGUUUGAAUAUGUCGCUAAAGGUGGUUUUGGUAGCGUAUAUGAAGGAUAUUGGAUGGAAGGUCCCCGAUGGAUCUGGGACGAAGUUAGUGCUAUAUGGUGUCGCAAUGGACCGACCAAAGUUGCUCUUAAAAAACUUGAUGAUUCGCAAGAACCUUCUAUGAAUUUUUUUAAACAG
Molecule: messenger RNA, 393 nt
Organism: Racocetra persica
Lineage: Eukaryota; Fungi; Glomeromycota; Glomeromycetes; Diversisporales; Gigasporaceae
Source: the annotation of a GenBank genome assembly